This is a messenger RNA of Suncus etruscus (white-toothed pygmy shrew), 2464 nucleotides long. It is a transcript of the gene NFE2L2, whose product is annotated as NFE2 like bZIP transcription factor 2. Gene Ontology annotation, molecular function: DNA-binding transcription factor activity, RNA polymerase II-specific; RNA polymerase II cis-regulatory region sequence-specific DNA binding. The transcript has 5 exons. Gene Ontology annotation, cellular component: nucleus. NCBI's taxonomy places the organism in Eukaryota, Metazoa, Chordata, Mammalia, Eulipotyphla, Soricidae. The record is from RefSeq and is a predicted model, not a curated record. The coding region runs from base 173 to 1975 and encodes 600 amino acids. Gene Ontology annotation, biological process: regulation of transcription by RNA polymerase II; cellular response to oxidative stress.
AUAGAACAUUGAACUUGUUGGCCUUGAAUCUUAGGACAAGCCAUUCUAACCCACAGACCCAGUUCCAUCUCUGAGCAGUGUAAGGGGUCAGGGAGGCCUGUGGCUCGGUCAUAGCAUUGCUGACAGAAGAAUGGCAUGAGCAAAAAAUCUGCCUGGGAGGAAGAAAAUCUACAUGGAGAUUGAGCUCAGAAGAAACCUUGACAUGGAUUUGAUUGACAUACUUUGGAGACAAGAUAUAGAUCUUGGAGUAAGUCGAGAAGUAUUUGACUUCAGUCUUCGACGGAAGGAGCAUGAGCUGGAAAAACAGAAAAAGCUUGAAAAGGAAAGACAAGAACAACUGCAAAAGGAGCAAGAGAAAGCCUUUUUUUCCCAGUUGCAGUUAGAUGAGGAGACUGGGGAAUUCCUCCCAAUUGAGCCAGCCCAGCACAUCUCAUCAGAAACCAGUGGGUCUACCAACUACUCCCAGGCUGCCCAUGUUCCCAAACCAGAUGAGCUGUGUUUCGAUGACUGCAUGCAGCUUUUGGCAGAGACAUUCCCGUUUGUAGAUGACAAUGAGGUUUCUUCGACGACAUUUCAGUCACUUGUUCCUGAUAUUCCCAGCCAUAUAGAAAGCCCGGUCUUCAUCCCACCUAACUCAGCUUCAGCACCUGAAACUGGUGUCCUCCCGCUCAACAUUUCUGAUUUAAAUAUCAUGGAGCAGGACAUUGAACAAGUCUGGGAGGAGCUGUUAUCCAUUCCAGAAUUACAGUGUCUUAAUAUUCAAAAUGACAAGCUGGCCAAGACCGACACGGUUCCAAGUCCAGAAACCAAAUUGACAGAAAUGAACAAUUAUCCCUUCUACUCUCCAGUCUCCUCACUGGAAAAGACAGCAGAUAACUGUAGUCCACAUUUCCUUGGUGCUUUUGAGGAUUCCUUUAGUGGCAUCCUCUCCACAGAGGAGACCAGUCAACUGACUGUGAACUCACUCGAUUCCGAGGCCUCUGGAAGCACAGAUUUCGGUGAUGAAUUUUAUUCUGCCUUUAUAGCAGAGCCCAGCGCCAGCAACAGUGUGCCAUUCUCUGCCACACUCAGCCAGUCCCUCUCCGAACUUCUGAAUGAGCCCAUUGAUGUGUCUGAUCUGUCACUCUGUAAGGCUUUUAACCAGAACCCCCCUGAAAGCACAGCAGAAUUCAAUGACUCUGACUCUGGCAUUUCGCUAAACACAAGUCCAAGCCUGGCCUCUCCAGAACACUCGGUGGGUUCUUCCAUCUAUGGAGAUACUUCUCUUGCCUUCAGUGAUUCAGAAAUGGAAGAGCCAGACAGUGCGCCUGGAAGCAUCCAGCAGAAAGGUCCUAAAACACAACCAGUGCCGUCUUCUGGGGAUCCAGCCCCACCCCAGUCACCAUCCCUGGGGAACAGUGCCCCUAUGCAUGAUGCUCAGUGUGAAAGUCUCCCAAAGAGAGACCUGCCAAUAGGUCCGGGGCACCGAAAAGUCCCCUUCACCAAGGACAAACAUUCAAGCCGUCUGGAGGCUCAUCUCACACGAGAUGAGCUAAGGGCAAAAGCUCUCCAGAUCCCAUUUCCUGUAGAAAAAAUCAUUAACCUCCCUGUGGACGACUUCAAUGAAAUGAUGUCCAAGGAGCAGUUCAAUGAGGCUCAGCUUGCAUUGAUUAGAGACAUACGGAGGAGGGGUAAGAAUAAAGUGGCUGCUCAGAAUUGCAGAAAAAGAAAACUGGAAAACAUAGUAGAACUAGAGCAAGAUCUGGAUCAUUUAAAAGAUGAGAAAGAAAAGCUGCUCAAAGAAAAAGGAGAAAAUGACAAGAGCCUUCACCUAUUAAAAAAACAACUCAGCACAUUAUAUCUCGAAGUCUUCAGCAUGCUACGUGAUGAAGAUGGAAAGCCUUACUCCCCUAGUGAGUACUCCUUGCAGCAGACAAGAGAUGGAAAUGUGUUCCUUGUUCCCAAAAGUAAAAAGCCAGAUGUUAAGAAAAACUAGAUUUGGGAAAAGCUCACCUUUUCUAAGCUAGUUUUGUUUUUUGGGUGGGUUUUUUUUUUGUACUGUUAUACUAAAAGCUCCUACUGUGAUGUGAAAUGCAGAAAUAUACUUUAUAAGUAAUUCUAUGCAAAAUAUAGUCAAAACUAGUAUAUAAAACUUUAAUAAAAAGCAUUAAAAGAAGUUAUCGAUAGACGGAAUCAGUAGUUUCAUUUUAACUGCAAACUUACUUUCUUAGGACACCAUUUGGUCUAGUUUCUGUAUAAGUGUAAAUACAACAAGAACUUAUUUAUACUGUUCUUAUCUCUUUUGUUACAUUCAUAGAUUUUUAUGAUAUGACAUCUGGCUAAAAGCAAAUUGUAAACCUAACCACUAUGUACUUUUUUAUAAAUACUGUCUGUAAAAAAGAAGGCAUUUUUUAUAUUAAAUUCUUUAUUUCUGUCAAAGAAAAUUUAGUUGAAAAGCUGGUACUAAUAAAGAAAUAUUAUGACU